Sclerotinia trifoliorum is the source of this 1029-nucleotide messenger RNA. Lineage: Eukaryota; Fungi; Ascomycota; Leotiomycetes; Helotiales; Sclerotiniaceae. The record is from the annotation of a GenBank genome assembly.
UGUUCAACAACGCAAACAAUUAUCUUUCGAUAAUACAAAAAAUAUCACCCACGGGUCGCAGGGGCCCGUAGAAAACUAUACAACAAUGUCAGUCACCGCUACUACAACAGCAGGAGCGGCGCGUCAAUCCACCUACGAAUACUUCGCACCACAGCAAUCCGACAACUAGUUCUACGAGUAGUUUUCAUGAUCUCCAGAGUCCUCUUCACUGGGAUCAGAAUUCUACUCAAUUAUUCCAUGAUUAUGAUUUCGGUUUCGAUGUAAAUGCACAUUGUCCUGUUUCUUCGGCACCAGAUUCAUUGUUUUCUUUUGAUGCAUUUGCACUUCCAGUUUCACAAACACCUUUCCAGAAUUCCCCUGAUUGGUGGUUGCCAGAAACCGAUUCUUGCGAAUUUCUUACAUGGGAUGAUCCGUCAAUGAGAGAGGAUAUCUCACUUGAGUCUUCUUUCCCCAUCGCUGCUGGUACUUCUCUUGGUAAUGACAAUUUCUUGGGUCAAUCGGAUGUUGGAUCCAUUGACAAUUUGUCUCAAUCCCAUUCAUUUCUCGAUAAUCAAACUCAUGGAGGUAAGUCUUUAAUUCACAUCCCAUAUGAUUCAUUUUCAUAUACUAACAUGUUCCCCUCCAGCAAUAUCCACUGAUCAAUCUUCCCCUCCUUCUCCCAAUCCUAAAUCAACAACUUCACAAACCCACUCAUCUCCACCCUCACCUCCCUCUCCCAGAACACAAACUCCAAAAGGAUCUUCAACCACCAUGUCACGAGUCGAAAAACGUAAAUUAAAUACGAUGGCCGCUCGUCGAUAUCGACAAAAACGCGUUGAUCAAAUGAGUAGCCUCGAAGCCGCUCUCAAGGAAGUCGAACGUGAACGAGAUGCUUUGAAAGUACGUGUUGCGAAAUUGGAGGGUGAGACGGAGAUCUUGAAAUCAUUGUUGAGUAAGAAGGAUUAAGAUAUGAUGGAUGGAUUUGUUUCAUUAGUGUUGAAUUCGGUGGUUUGGUUAUCGAUCCUUGAAUUUAAUUGUCAUUUACCAUUU